Molecule: messenger RNA, 4710 nt
Organism: Candidula unifasciata
Lineage: Eukaryota; Metazoa; Mollusca; Gastropoda; Stylommatophora; Geomitridae
Source: the annotation of a GenBank genome assembly
AUGGAAACCAAUGUGGCCGUACAGCAUGCUCCAGAGAAGUGGGCCGCUGGCGAGGCGCUCUACGAACAGCCGGAGAAGGUCACAUAUAUUUACGGGUGUCAGAAGAAAGUGAGAGAAAGCCGGGGUGUAGCCAGGGUGUUGGUAAAACCGUCCAAGUCGUAUGACAACCAGCUGGAGUCGGCUGUUGGAAGAGAUGUAGAUAGUGUUGGAUCGAAGGUGAAGAGCCACAGAGUCCGAGAUGAUUUGAGCCCCAGUGUCAAGAAAAGACCUGCCCAGAUUUGCCAGGGUGCUGAGGACAUUGUGCGGGUAUCUGGGCAUACUGUACUAGAGAGACAGACAGCCAGACCAGGAAACCCUGACAGUAGAUGUGAUGACACUGUCGCCUACAGCAGAAGAUAUCAUAAAACCAAACCCAAGUCUUCAGAGCUAUCUCACCAAUCAAAGCAUACUUAUGGUCUGGAUUUUGAGCAGUUAGAUUCUCGGUUUGAAGAUUUUCCUGGAGAGGUGAUUUCCAACCCGUUUAGUAGCAAAAAGCGAUCUAUUCCAGUGGAAUUUCAUUUAACAGAAGAUCAGCGUCCCACAACAGGACCAACAGUGCACUUAAAACGGCCUAUAAAUCUCUCGUCACCAUGUUCACUGACUUCAUCCUUCUCCAGAGAAAAGCCGUCAUCAUCAUUAGUCAUUUUGGAGAUUAAGGAUGGACCAACAUUUUUCUAUAAACCUUCCGACCACAUGCUAUCAGAUGUGGAAGUGGGCGAUGAGAUGGCCAGAUCUUCUCAUGGAUAUUUCUCCAGUGGUCAAGCUGCUGCAGGAUAUGCUUCCCCACACACCUCAGGCUCCUUCUUAAAGGACCUAUCAAAAACAUCCUCCACCAGUGCCUACAAAGGGAGUUUGUCCUUCAGUAACAUGGAAAAGUCUCCCUACAGUCCGCUUAGAAAAGACUCCUUAACUGGUUCGCGCAAUAUGAGUCCGGUUUCUAUUGGUGCUGCAGGUGCUUCACUAGAAGAAACAGCUCUAUUCCGAAGUAAUGUUUCAUACUUACCAAAGACCGCAGGUCUGAGAAAACCAGAUUUGUCAGUCUUAAGUACUGCACACAAAAGUAGGGCACUAUCUCAUGUUGAUAAUGACUCGUCCUUGUGUGAUGUGCAUAAAUGUAAAAGGCAGAGGACUUCCCUGAUAAAAGAGCCAGUCCCACCAGUUGCAUCAAUACCUAUUUCAACUACUUACACCGUGCUACCUUCUACUGAGAAUUUACAUGAAAUCGCACAUGAACCUUCAACCUUUUCUAAACAACAGACUUCCCAUAACAUAAACUCAAAUGAUUCAAAGCAAACUGCUGCUGAUUUAGUAAUUGAUGUAGCCUCACCCAACCCAAGUCAGAAUUCGGCUGAUUCUCUGUCGGCAACUAAAGCUACAUCAGAUGUUUCCUGUGGUUUCCACAACAUCUCUGAGAUCCUUCAGCAGAAAGCUGGGAUCAAACAUGACGAUAUCAUAGUAGGUCCCAGACCACCCACAAGUGGAGUCUAUCAGGAUGACUUGAAGGAAGCACCAGCCACUAGUUUUCCUUCAGAAAAUUUUGACUUUCACUUUCUUAGUCCGGAACAAGUGACUAAGAGGCAGAAAGAUCAAGCAGGUUUAUCAUUAAGUACAGAUGUUUUAUCUGCUGGCCAUCCAAGGAUUUUACUAAAAGCUGAGGUUAACAGACGCAAGCAUACGCAGAGCGAAUCAGAAGUUCCUCAUGUUGAAAUGUCAACUGGCAACUCUCAAUCAAAGUAUAGUGACCUGAGGAACAACUUGAACCAAAGAGGUAACAGAGACAACUGUACAUCUGCACAUGGUCGGUCGCAUAACGUGAUUGUUGAUGAACUAGCAGCAGAACCAGUCAUGAGUCUAUCGCCUGUAGCUGUCAACGCUUAUGGUGCCACAGAAAACUGGAGGCAACAUGAAAACAAGCCUGAAGUCCAGAGAUCUCAGCCUGAAGUUAGGAGAUUUUCACCUGAAGUUCAAAGAUUUUCACCUGAAGUCCAGAGUUUUCAGUCUGGAAAAGUUAAGUCUGGUCACACCAUUGAACUCAGAAGCAAAGUAUCAAACCUUGCUCUUUUAUCAGAAACUACUGCUCCUUACAGCACUAAGUCGCUGGAUCGUAACUUGAAACAUUUGCUGGAAACAAAACAUGCAUCGAGAUCUGAAAACACUAGCCCUGCUAAACAGCAACACUUUCAUAGUCGCAAGUCUAAAUCAUCGUUGCCAACACCCAUUAAAAAACAUACUGUGGGCUCGAAACUCCACAUGCUUUCCAACAUCCCAGUUCCUAUCUGUCAUGAUCCCCCUGUCAGAAUACAUAGCUGGCAACAAUCACCAUCAACACCGGAACAUGGAAAUGUUACUGCUUCUGAAAAGGAUUCUAAAUCUUCUGUUGGUAAUCUUUUCCCCAAACUGGAACCAGAAGACACAAUUACAACACCUUUAGCUUCCCAGGUCAGUUCUGCCUUUUCAAAUCCUUUAUCUCCAGUAGAACCAGCAGAAGGCAGUAAAAAAGAUAGAGAAUCUACUUUGCGGAGUAAUGAGCUCCUGAAGACACCAAACAUUGCACCGUUUUCAUGCCUGAUGACCAUGGUUGGAGAUGGCAGUGUGAAGCAGCAAUCAAGUAACACACUUGACAGUGAGGACACAACCACUCCUAAAGCAGCAAUUAUUUCAGAUGCUAGUACCUCAUCUACAAUGGAUUGCAUUGUCCAACAGGCAGCUCAGUCCUUGUCAAAAACACCCACUCAAGCGCUGACUCACCUACCCACCCACGCACUGACUCAUAUACCCAUUCAGGCAGCUGUCAAACCCCGGUUGCACAGAUCGGCGGAGCAUCUUUUAGUUGACACACAAUUGACUGUCUUCAACUCGGUAGAACAUGUCCUACAUUUCGAACACUCAGAAUCUUCCAGUAACCGCACCUUUCAAGAUUCUCCUAGACUGGAAACAGCAGAAAGUGACAGCAUUAGCCCUUUGAAGAAAAAUCAGAGCCUGGCGAAAACUGGGAUUAUGAGGCGCGGAUCAGACCGUGCGGAAAUGUACAGAAGAGGAUCGGAAAGAGCGAUCCUUCCGAUCAAUCAAAAUGAUCCUAGUGUGGAAGACCUAAUGAAGGCAACUAGUCUGAAAGAAUUAUGCCAAUCCAUGGCCUCCCUCUUGAAUAUUGACAAUGUCAAGGCUGCAGAAAUGAUCACAACCGGUCUCAGCCAGCGGCAAGAUCUGGUGGAGGGCCUGGACGCUGACGCCAUUUUGGAUUAUCUUUCGCAUCACGGCGUCCUUGACCCUGUCAUUUUAGUUGGUCUAGAUGACAAAGCUUCCAUCACCCAGCGGAACUCUGCCAUUCUGAGACAUGUUGAGGAACAUGGAAACACAGCGGUGGCGCUAUUUAUCAAUGCCCUGCGUCAAUCAGGACAGCUCCACUUGGCAAGCUCUUUAGACACGGAACAAAGAAUCCAACCAGUAUCUGGCAGUGGGUAUUUCGGAAAGGACAGACAUAAAGGAGAGCUGACCAUUAAAAUAGAGAUUGAGUCUCUGAAAAUUAUUGCCCCAAGAGAACCUCGCUCCGAGAAGAUUGUAGACACAUCUCUCCUAGGGACGCCAGGCCGACAGAAAACAGAUGACUCAGGUGUAGUCGUAAAGGAUGCCUCAGAUGAGGAAGAUUUUGUUAAGCCCAGAUCAUGCUGGUGUUUUUGCUUUUCCUAUAAAAGCAAAAUCAAGUCUAUAUCCAAGAAGGAUACAGAGAAAGAGAGGAAACAUGAAAUGCACAAGCCAAGCCAUCAGAAACAAUCCUCAUCUCCUGAAAAGUUUUCAAAGCCUGCAGAAGAACAAAGCAAGGAUACGAAAACUAAACCACACAGAACAAAAUCACAAGAGAAAAACAAGAAGCUGAAAGAAAACUCAACCAAAGUUUCUGUAACUGAAAGUUCAAAGAAAGAUAUUGGUAAGAGUAAAGACAAACAUCACAUCAAGAAGCCAAAGGUAUCCAAGUCUAAAUGGAAAGUGUCUGGGAAACAUCCAGUAACAAGCAGUGUGGACGCAUCACAACCUUCUGUUCAUCAGGCUCAACGAGUGAGUGACAUCUCUGGAGAUUAUGGUGCUCCUAAAAUGACUUUGGGCUUAACUGCUUAUACUCUUCAGUCAUCAGACACUUCACAGCCCCAGCCUUAUGUUGGAUUUGGUGGCCCGUUUUCUGUUCAGGGUCCACAGCGGGAUAAAGAAUCCUGGGACCCAAUUAUCAUGGAAUAUGACCCAAAACUGGAACUCAUCAAACUCCGGGCUGGCCAGGAGGAGUUGGCUUCACCAACAAGACAAUCUGGCAAUAUCGGUAUCAUGUGUGAGCAGUGGAAGUCAAACGGGAGGCAUUUCCAGCAGAAGGCUUCAUUGUUGUGUGAAAGAAUUGUCCAGGUAGUUCAAAAUGAGAUCAUCAGAUACUUUGAGCAAGAUCGUGGGACCCUUGUAUUAGAUGUUGUGUCUGGUAUGUCUUCCAUUCUCGUCAUCAACAUAUGCAUGAAGCGGGCACAAGUCAAGCGUCUUCAGCAAGAAAUCGCUGACAAAAGCUUGCUUACAAAGAUGGAGGACAUGUUUUUUUCAAGAGUCAACAUCUCUGAUUUCGACAUUCGGGGAGUCAGUCUGCGAAUAGUUCUGGAUGAACAAGAAGUUAACACAGUUCUCUCAGAACUUUCAUGA